Molecule: messenger RNA, 1974 nt
Organism: Hipposideros armiger (great roundleaf bat)
Lineage: Eukaryota; Metazoa; Chordata; Mammalia; Chiroptera; Hipposideridae
Product: vinculin-like
Exons: 5
Coding region: 68-1069 (333 amino acids)
Biological process (GO): cell migration; cell-cell adhesion
Cellular component (GO): adherens junction; catenin complex
Molecular function (GO): beta-catenin binding; actin filament binding
Source: RefSeq, a predicted model, not a curated record
CAUUCUUGUCCUCACCAAGGAGGUGGCCCAGAGGGUCCCUGUGCUCCGAGAACACCCAGAGGGGGGCAUGCACAUGCUGGACUGGCUGCAGUGGGAGUGGGCAGCCAAGGCCCACCAUGCUGUGGCCCAGCUCCAGGCCUGGCAAGGUGGUCACACUAAGGCCUGUAGACUCCUGGACAGCUGCUUGAAGCUCAAUGACGGACAGGACCUUGCCCAGCCUCAGCUGCACUGCGGGGAGGGGCCCUCAGGAGCGGCUGCAGCGGGCAGUGUGGAUUCUCAGGGUGCUGCCCCAAGAGACACCCCAGAGAGCUCAGCGGGGACCUGCAUUGUUGGUCCAGAUGUUCCUGGGACAACCGCAGUGGACCUGGACAUGCACAGGCCCUGCAGCAUCCCUACCGAGCCCCCCAGCUGCCCAGCCUGGUUGCUCGCCGAGCUGGACCAGCCUCUCACGGAGGAUGGCAGUGCCGACAGUGGGGACAGAAUCACCCAGAUGACCCGGCAGAUGGCUGACGAUGUGUUCCUGAUGGCUCAGAGUUUGAGCAGCAGAGGACGCGGCUUGACCAAAGAGGAGCUCAUCGCCUCUGCGAGGAAGGUUGCGAUGUCGGGACAAAGCUUCGCCCGCCUUCUCCAUGUCGUCGCUGAGAGCUGCACAGAUGCCAGGUGUUUGCAGGAGCUUCUGUGCGCCCUGGAGCAGGUGCAGACCAUGAGCAACCAGCUCCACAUCAUCUCCAGUGUGAAGGCCUCCAUGGCAAGAAGCAAAUCCUCUGAGGAGCUCCUGGUGGGGAAUGCACAGCAGGUCCUUCACGCCGUUGGCAAGACCAUGAGGGCCGCAGAGGCUGCGAGUCUCAGGGGGUUGAGACAUCGGUACCCAGAUCCGGAGGAACUGGAUGUCGCCGCCUUGUGCAUGCGGUGGAGGCGGAAACUGCUCCAGCGCAGGCUUCGGGAAACCCCAAACCUGGACGGCGGCGAGCUGGGCCUGCGGAAGACGAGCGCUGACGACGCCCCCUCAGCUCAAGCACCUGGGGCCCCGGUUCCAGAAGUGGUAUUAAAGCCAACAGGCUUUCUCUGAGUCGAACUCUGUGGAUGAGGACGCUGGCUGCCCGUGGAAACCAGCCUGUGGGGACACAGGUGACACGGUGGGUUGGAGGGGUGUUCACUGUCAUCAGUAUCUGGCCUAUGUUGCCAUCCUGUGUGCUAGGCCUCGCCCUGUCACUGUCAUCCUUCCUGCGCGGUGAGAAGCCCUCGCGCGAUGGCAUUGCUGGAGUUUCAGCGCCACCCUCCUGGAAGCUGGUAGCAGCAAGGAGACUGCCAACACCAGCUCCUGGAACACCCGAUGACACAUCUGCUCAGUGAAGCCUGGGCUCUGUGUAAACAAUACACCCCUUGGGACAUCUGGGGAGCCUCUCUGAGCCAGUGUUCAAAUGAAAUAGGAGCCAGCCAGCGCCUCACAGUAAACACUGACCUGUGUUGCCCGGCCUGCCGCGCUCACCUCUGGGGACCUGCCGGAAGGCAGGCUGACCUUCAGCGUGUCCAUGGGCCGCAGGGCUCAGCAUGCACAACUCAUACGUGGAAAGCAGUGGUUUCUAUGCCUUUACAGCAUUGGGGCGGGGGCCCUGCAGCGUUGUGUGGGUCCUGGGGUAACCCCCGACCACACCUGCUGACCUCUGGUGCUCUGUCUACACCUGGGUCCACCGUGACCCUCUCAUUUUGGCUAGGAAUUGCUCCCAGGAGCAUCAAGCAGCCGCCCUCAUAGACUUGGCUUUUCCUCAGCUGAAGACCAUCAGGGACCCCUUCCCUGGCUUUCACUGUGUGGUCAUGUCAUGCUGUCAGAGAGCACCAUGCAGCACAGGAACUGGGUGCCCAGGAGAGUCAGGAGGGAGCAAAUAUGCUCUAGGCGUGGCUGCCCCACAGAGCCAGGGGGCUUUCCAGAAUCUCAGACAGGAACCAGCUGCCACGACCCACUGCCCUAAAGAA